GCUAUUGAAACAAAAGGACUGUAGACAGCAACUCAAAACCUCUGCGCCCAAUUCAAAAACCCUAAAAAUCAUUGAAUAAUAAUCACUCCUCGUCGAAAUGUACGGCUCCUAUAAAGCCGUUACCGACGACACAGAUCGAACGGAAUUCCGAAAAACAGAGAAGAAGUACAAACUUUACUACGAUCAAAAUUCCAAAAGGAAAAAGCAACCAAAACAAGUCGACUUAUCAGAGGUUUUAGAUUUCAAGUCAUUUUUGGAUUCUUAUCAUAAAAACGGGGAACUUCCUCCUGAAAUUGUGGUUGUUGAUUGCCGUUUUGAUCGGCCCGUCUUCGGCUUGGAAAGUCAGCCUGGUUUUUAUUUCAUUCCGGGGGCAUUGAGUGUUGAUGAACAAUGCCGAUGGAUAAGGGAGAGCUUAAUGAGUUUCCCUCAGCCUCCUAAUAGAACGAAUCAUAAUGCAAUCUAUGGGCCUAUAAGUGACCUGUUUAUUGCUGCGAAAGAGAGGAAAGUGUUGGUUGAGGAUGAAAAUAUGCCUGCUAGUUCGGACUCUGUGUCAAAUGGUUGUGUUGGCAAUGGAGAUACUCGUAGAUGGAGUUUUUGUGAGGAAGAUAGUAUUCUGUUAAGAGGGAAGCCUUGUAAGCCCAUUUCAGCUUCCGUCUUAUUGCGGAAGUUGCGGUGGAGUACCCUUGGACUGCAAUUUGAUUGGUCUAAGCGUAACUACAAUGUAUCUCUUCCACAUAACAAGAUCCCUGAUGAACUCUGUCAGUUUGCUAAAAAGUUGGCUGCUCCUGCGAUGCCUGUGGGAGAAGAAUUCCACCCAGAAGCUGCAAUAGUAAACUAUUUUGCAUCAGGAGAUACACUAGGGGGCCACUUGGAUGACAUGGAAGCUGACUGGAGUAAACCUAUUGUAAGCAUGAGUUUGGGUUGCAAGGCUAUUUUCCUUUUAGGAGGAAAAUCUAGAGAAGAUCCACCUUUAGCAAUGUUUCUCCGAAGUGGUGAUGUGGUUCUCAUGGCUGGAGAAGCACGAGAAUGUUUUCAUGGUGUGCCUCGGAUCUUCACUGACAAAGAAAAUGCUGAAAUCACAACCCUUGAAUUGCAUUUCUGUGAUGAGAAUGAUAUCUUAGAAUACAUCAGAACCUCGAGAAUCAACAUUAACAUCAGACAAGUGUUUUGAGAGCAAUAAAUUUUCUCCCAUAGAUGUGAAACCUAAUUUAAAGAUUCAAUUGGGAAUGCUUUCAUAGGAGAGAUUAAAGGUGACAAGAGGACAGCAUGAUAGAAGACGUUGAAGAUUUUUGUAGAAUCAUUUCUUUUGGUUCUUUUGAUGACAGGGGUGGGUCUUGAACAGCUCACUCUCUCUCAUUUAAAGAGGUUUAUGUGGAAUCAUAAUAACGAUUUGUAAGGAAUCAGUUGAUUGUCCAGAUGGGAUAAGAGAGUGUUAUUGAGAGAAGAUACAAAAGAACAAGCUCUGACUAUACAGUUAAAAUGCUAUUGAGUUGAGAGGAAUUCAAUUUAUACUAUUAGCAGAUUGCUUCAAGAACAC
Populus euphratica (Euphrates poplar) is the source of this 1537-nucleotide messenger RNA. RefSeq names its product oxidoreductase, 2OG-Fe(II) oxygenase family protein. The record is from RefSeq and is a predicted model, not a curated record. Lineage: Eukaryota; Viridiplantae; Streptophyta; Magnoliopsida; Malpighiales; Salicaceae. The transcript is spliced from 7 exons. Gene Ontology annotation, molecular function: ferrous iron binding; broad specificity oxidative DNA demethylase activity; oxidative RNA demethylase activity. Gene Ontology annotation, cellular component: cytoplasm. Gene Ontology annotation, biological process: oxidative RNA demethylation. Bases 98 to 1171 code for a protein of 357 amino acids.